Molecule: messenger RNA, 3094 nt
Organism: Uranotaenia lowii
Lineage: Eukaryota; Metazoa; Arthropoda; Insecta; Diptera; Culicidae
Gene: RhoU
Exons: 7
Coding region: 660-2126 (488 amino acids)
Biological process (GO): small GTPase-mediated signal transduction
Molecular function (GO): GTP binding; GTPase activity
Source: RefSeq, a predicted model, not a curated record
AUUCCGUCGCGUUUGCCAUCAUCCGUCGUCGAUCGUCGCCAAGGUGUGCGCGACUGCGAGUUUUCGCGUUCGAUUAGUUUUUCUUCUUUUUUUUUCGUUUUAUAACAUUAACAGUUGUUUGUUUGUAAUUAGUGGGUACCGCGCGUUCGAUUGAUUACUGCUGCGUGUACGUAUUGAGGGAGGUGGUGGAAACAAGUAGGCGUUGUGAAGAAUCAUCGAAUGUGCAGUGUAGCUGAUGCUAGCGGUCCCUCUCGGCAAAACGUGCCCUGUGUUGAUGAUAUGUUGAUGUGAUAAUGAUGAUGAGUGCUAUUGUUGCCUGUUGAAUGGAUCGACAGUUAGCGCCUGCUUAGGCUUUUUGAUUAGUGAAAGUGAGCAGCACGCGAAAUAAGGUUGAUUUGUUAGCGUGUAACGUGGCGGCACAAAAAAUAUAGUGCAUACGGAAAAGUACAUAGCCGCUGCUUAUAUCGUGCAAUUGUUUGUGUUCACAGAACCGUUUGACGGGGGAAGAUUGUGUGCGCUACGGUGACGGACGGCGCUUUUCGAAUCGCAUCGUGAACACGGACCAAUCGGUGUCUUUCGAUGAAAUCGAUUCCUACCAGUGUGUAAUCGUUCAGUGAACAACCAGUGCGUCCCCAAAACAAACCAGUGGUCGUCUCUAGAUGCCGCCACAGAUCCUACCGGCAAAGAUGCAGUCACGUGAUCAUCCCUUCAACCGUUCGACGCGUCCUCUGCUGGAGCGUCGUGCGAACAUGGCACAACCCCAAGUGCUCCCCAGCAAACAGAUGCAAAUUAAGAAACCGCCAAUCACCCGGGGAUACAACGACUUCAACCUCAUCACCCGUCAGUACGAAAACAUUAACUCCAACAAGGGCUAUCCCUACGGGAGUCCUCCUUCCCCAACGAACCUCAACAACAUCGACUUCCAGUUCUCGGAUGUCAAAGAGUCACACUACCGGGUACCUCCUAGCACCAACUUUUUUGCCACUAGCACCAAUCGCAAUAACAGUGACCACGAGGACGAGGAAGACGACGACGAUUACGACGAGCUGGUGUACCAUCACAAUCAGAUCAACGUCCAACAGCAACCGGGGAUCAACUCUAGCGUCCGUCGGCGACAACUGAUCGACGCAUCGUCCGGUGGAGUUGCACAUCCGCCGCCAGUGCCUCCGCAGCGGCUGAUUCCGGUGACCACUCCUCCGCCGCCGCCUCGUGGCGAUACCCCGGAAAACGAUGGCCCCUUCGUUUUCGGCGUUCAUCACCCGAACACCUUUACGCCGGCCUACGGGAAGGUGAAGGACGGCGCCGUUAUCAGUCCCAAUGCAUCCAUCCAGAAUAAAAGUGAUAUUAGCUCUAAGAAUUCCUCAUCCAGCGAAAAUGGCAGGCGAGCCCUUGUCAAGGAGAAGAAAAACUCAAAGCGUACCAAAAAAGACAAGAAAUUCAAAUCCAAGGAAAAACAGAAGGACCCGGUGAAGUGUGGCUCUUCCUCCAAUGACAGUACCUCAUCCUCGUCCAGCAGCGAUGCCUCCUGCACCAAAGAUCCUCCAAAUGUCAAAUGUGUCCUGGUCGGGGACGGCAAGGUUGGCAAGACGAAUCUGAUCGUGUCCUACAUCCAGGAUCGGUUCAUCCCGGACUAUGUGCCGACCGCCUUCGAUAAGUACAAUGUCGACGUCAGCGUGGAUGGACGACCGAUCGGGGUGACGCUGUGCGACACCGCCGGCCAGGACGUGCUGGAUCCGCUGCGGCAGCUCUGCUAUCCGGACACCGACGUGUUUCUGCUGUGCUUCUCGGUGGUCCAGCCCGAAUCGUUCCGGUCGAUUGCCGCCAAAUGGGAACCGGAAGUGUCGAAACGGAAAGGCACCCAGCUGGUGCUGGUCGGGACCCAGUCGGAUCUGCGCUCCGACCGGUCCACGGUACUCAAACUGCAGGCUCAGGGAGAGAAACCAGUUCCGGUAUCGGCAGCUUGGGAUUUUGCCCGAAAGAUUGGCGCCAACUACAUCGAGACGUCCUCCCAUAAAAAGGACCGUGUCAAGGAGGCCUUCGACACCGCCAUCUGGGAUGUGCUGCAAGCCCGGGAAUUCCGCCGGAAACGACCCCUCUGGAAACGGAUGCUGUGCUGGACUUGCUGAAUGAAGUACCUUUACCUGAUAGGCGAUCCGUCUGCGUGUAUCGUAAUGUAAAAAAUUAGAGCACAAACACAUCUUAAAUCGAGUGCAGUCGCGAAUCGUGGAAUGAGACGACUUGAGCGAUCGAAAUUUUUGUGUAAAAAAAUAAUAAUAUAAAAUGCAUUCCAAUGCAUUAACGAAUCAAAAUAACUGAGACUGGUUAUAAAGCUAUUUUUAUGUUAGCUUUCCUGUUUAUUUUUUAGAUACUCGUUUCAUGUCACAUUAUGCUUAUCAGUGAAAUGCAGCCUAAAGUUUGCCUGUUUUAACUUUGUUUUACUCGAGCUACAACUUUUGUAAACUAUUGUAUUUUUUCUGUUGUAAAACAUCCUAUUUUGAAUUCACGUAUUACUAUCUGUGUAAGCGAUACCUAGUUUUAAGAUUAACUAAUCGUUAGCAGUGUAGAGAAUAAGAGACGAAAUUAUCAUUCCAGGAACUGUAAAGAGGAGUAAACAUCACCAUUCCUAGCUGAACGUGUUUUCUGAAGACAUUUUUCUAUUAAAGAACUUGAAUUAUGAUGGAAUCUUUAGAAAAGCAAACUCAAAAAUUUAAUUUGGUUCAAAACUGAUGUAUCUGAUUAUCUAUAUUGUAUCAAAAAUACUGGUCCAACCACCGAUCGCAUCACAAACUUUAGUGUAGCAAUUCGUGUAAGUGGAAAACGUAAAGGGUCUUCCAAAAUUGCGAAAAUAUGUUUUUAAAGAAUUAAGUUUAGGAAUUGUUUAACCCUUUCUUGGUUGGUUGGGCAGCAAAACUUCUUGCCAGUCCUGAUCCGGAACGACGAAACAGACCCAACAACAAGCAUCAUAUUGUAUUAGAGAUCCUAGCAAAUGGAACGACAUUGUACUGAAUCCGACUGAAAAUAUAUAGACAUAUGUACGAAUAUAUGCAUUAAUUGCCCGGAGAUAAUUGCUCUCCACAAGUCCCAAGAAACUCAA